Molecule: messenger RNA, 5375 nt
Organism: Closterium sp. NIES-67
Lineage: Eukaryota; Viridiplantae; Streptophyta; Zygnematophyceae; Desmidiales; Closteriaceae
Source: the annotation of a GenBank genome assembly
AUGCGCCCGCCGAUUGCCCCGCGGGAAGCAUUUUCGUUUUGUCCAGUGCUCCUCGUUGCGCUAUGUACGGCACGAGCCUGUCCUUCGUUUCCCCACCCCCCCGCGAAGCUAGCUGCCCUUGCAUUUAGCUACGGACCAGAUUCUAAUCCCGCUUCAUAGUGGCUGGCGUAGCCUAUUCCAAUGAUGGCCACUUGCUACAGCAAUUUCCCGAAAUAUGGGUGGGUGGCUUCGUUUGGCAUCGAGCCAACGACAAGGAAGGACAUGGGCUAGUACUCCCCUGGCCGUUAUAGUCCCAGAAAUCUGGGAGCCAAAGGAACGUGGGCUCGAGGACCAGGGACCACUCCCUAUCCUGCUGCUUGCGCUCGGAAUCAGAUUAGCAUCGCAGAAUAAUAGGAACGGUACUUUGUACUUAUCUUAGUAGUACGAAAUUGUUUGGAACGGCUUCAGCAAGUGUUUGUGAUUUCCAGAAUAUAUCAUCAAGGUCUCAUCGCCAGGAGUUAGCAGCGUUUCAGAUUGAACUAGUAGUUUGCAGCAUCCACCCCCCCCCCAAAUUGAACUUCCACUGUCUUAGUCAAUAUGAGCGUGCAGACGUCUUUACCAGACGAAGCAGCGCUUAGCGCGGAUGAAGCCUCGGGCGACAACCCUGUGAACGUACUGUCGAUGAUGGAGGUCGACGAGGGAGACAACAGCGACGACGGCGACGACGACGGCGACGACGGCGACGUGGACGGCGACGGCGAGGAGAUUCUACUAGUAGAGGCCGACGAGCCAGCAGGGCCCGGCGACGGCGGCGCCAGCGGCAACGACGCCGAAGGUCGAUCCAAACAGUCAGGCGAGUCGCCGUCACAGCGAAGCUCUCGGCGAAGCUUACAGCAAAGCCUACGGCGCUCGGGCCCUCUCAAAAGUCCCCAGAGGAGCCCUACCCGUACUGCUAUUGCUGUCACCGCCGAGGCAAGCCCGUGUUCAAGACAGGCUGGAAGUUCCAGUUGGCGCCAACCAGCGAAACAGGCUGACCGGCUGGAUUUGGAGCCUCAUAGGCCGGCCGGUUUCAGUGAGCGUCGUCAACUUGAAGCGUCCGUGGCCGCCAGAGACCCUCCGUCAGGCACGGCGGGAGUGGCGGGAGUGGGUACUAUUGCGGGUGCGGCGACGGAGGCGACUACGGUGGCGGCGGCGGCGGCGGCGAGACAGCCACCAAUGUCCGCGCGGCGCGCGGCGAGGCAGCGGCUGGCGCUGCUGAAGCGGCGGAUACCGCGCGACGGGUACAUGUGGCUCAAGUACGGGCAGAAGCAGCUCACCGGCGGCACUCACGGAAGGCACUACUACCGCUGUAGUCACUUCCGGCAGCCGAGCGAGUGUCGCGCGCGUCGCGUGGUCGAUUUCCACAAGCACGACGCCAAGAGCCCCCUCCAAAUCACCUUCUUCGGCGAACACAACCAUCCGCCGCCGCUUCAUCGCCCGCAACCCGCGCUACCCGCUCUACCCGCUCUACCCGCGCAACUCGCGCAACCCGCGCAACCCGCGCCACCUCCUACUGGUACCUCCUCCCUCGCCGCUGCUGCUGCCGCACAGGGAGUUUUCGCAGGCGCGACCGCCCCCAGAAGCAGCCGCCACUCCGCGGAUGGGCUCAGGCUCCGCCUGCCCGAUGACGUCAACGGCUCCGCGCUGGCAGGCGGACGCGCCGCGUCUGCUGGCGGAGGUGGAGGCGGAACGCAAGCUGCUGCUGCUGGUGGUGCUGCUGCUGCUGCGGGUGGGUUUUUGCCUGGAGGGGAAGAAGUCGGGGAUCAAGCGGGGCUGCCAUCAGGCCCGGGGGGAAGGCUGCCUUACAGUCUCGCCGAGCUUGAGGUUCUCGCAGUCGCUUUCCGCGCCGCUGCUGCUGCCGCUGCCGCUGCCACUGCCACUGCCGGCAAUACAAAUGCGCGAGGCGAGGGCUCGAGCGGCGAAACGGACGCUACUACCGCCACUGCCACUACUGCUGCCGCCAUUGGGAGCGCACUUUCGCAUGGCGUGGCAACAGGCGCUGCUGCCAGAGGCGUGAGGACAAGCGGUGGUGUCGCAAGCAGCAGCCGUGCUCAUCCCGGUCUUGGAGGUAGUAGCGGCAUGCCGACUGGUGCCGAGAGGGAGCAGCAGCUGCUGGAAACGCUCGUGAACUGGCUGACGUCACCCGUGGCGUCACCUGGCUCCGGUUCCGGCCCCGGCUCCGUCUCUCUCACCCCCCGCCCCUCCUCCGCGCCUUCCCCCCGGGAUCACCAUUUCCCCAUGCAGGUCGGCUCUCUGCUGUCGCCCGGAUCGGCCCUUGCUGCCGCCUACCCUCACUCUUCCUCCUACCCCUCGUACCCCUCGUCUGCUGCCUCCACGCCCACCAGCAUCUCAUCAGCCACUGGCUCGGUGCAGUUCUCUCAGCAGGCCAUGACGGCUGCAGGCAGCAGUAGCGGAGUAGCAUCGGCACUACCCUCCCCUGCUGCUGCUGGUGCUGUUGCCGCUGCGGCUGCCUUUGCUGGCGCGUCUGCGCAGAGCCAGCAGCAGCUGACGGCGGCGGUGAUUCUGGCGCACCUGCUGGCUGCACAGACGCUCCAGGGAGCCUCCCCAACGACGCCUAACCCCGUGCAUGAGGCACAUAAAGGAGUGCAUGAGGUACAUGGGGGGCCGCAUGAUGCUCAAGGGGGUUCGCAUGAGGCACAUGGGGUGGCACAGCGGCCUAUGAAUGAAGCACAAAAAGGGUUGCUCCACCUUCCGCCUGAAUCGCCUGGAGGAUUGCGUGGGCCACAUGGGGUUCCGCAACACCCUGGGAAUGCACUCCGAGGCUCCUUGUCCUCCCCUCCCCGCCCUGCCAUGUCGUGCCCUCCAGAGGGCCGACUUCCCCCCCCCCGCCCCUGUCCAUCCCCCGCCCUGCCUCCUCUCCUGCCGCUUAUCUCUCAGCCUCUGCUGCCAUCACCUCGCCACGUGGCACAAGUGUGAACUGCCAAGUCAGCACCUGGCCGCCAGCUCAGAGGCAGGAGAUUUCUGCACCGUGGAAUGCAGGACAGGGCUUUGAGUUUAGUGCUGAAAAUGGGGAUAUGCAGCUGUGGCAGGGGGCAGGGGAGGAGGUGGAGGUGGAGCAAGGAGGGAUGGCUUGGAAUAUGAUGGACCAAGAUUGUGAGGAUGCUGGGGAGCUGCAGCUGCAGCAGCUGCAGGAGCUGCAUCAACAGCUGCGGAGACUGGCAGAGCAGAAACAUGAGCAGGAGCAGCAGCAGCAGCAACAACACCAAGAGCGGUGGCAGCAGCAACAGCAGCAGCACCAGGAGCGGCAGCAAUGGAGGCGGCAGCAGUUGCUGCUGCAACACCUGGAGGCUCAGCUGGAGCAACGGGGGCAGGCAGACGCACCUGUGACGCCGUGCACUGACGACCCUGGAGCAGUGCUCACUCCCUCCUCCCUCACUGCAUCUGCGAUCUCCCCAGCGGCCUUGGCCCCUGCAGUGUCGUCUCCUGCUGCAUUGGCCUCUUCAGCAAUCUCCCCGGCCACCUUGACCCCCUCUGCCUUAACCCCCCCAUCCCAGCACUACCGCGAGCCGUCCUUCUCCGAGUUCCUGCGCCUCCCUGACAUGAGCGCCAUCCAUGCAAGCAGAGCAGCCAGGCUCUCAGGCCAUGCUCACAACAGUAGUGGCGGCACCAGUGGCCAGCUGCAGCAGCAGCAGCAGGACCAGCAGCAGCAGCAGCAGCGGCAGCGGCAGCUGCCUGCUUCCAGGAGCUCACAUCAUUCAUAUGGGCGUACGUUUAGUGCACCACAUCGACACCCGCAGCUGUUGCGUCCUGGAGAAACAGCCAUCAGACCCAGCAGCGGUGCCAGCAGCGGUGCCGCGCCGGCCCGCCCGCUUUCACCUCUUGCGCCCGCCCCCAGGCCAUUGUCGCAAUUGUCUCACCUAGGCACUUUUCACCCACCUUCCACCCACCAAAAGCCACAAGGAUUGGGGAAUAAGAGGCCGGGAGACACUGCAUCGCAUGAGCUGCUGCGGCCACCUCAGCGCAUGCCACGGUCCGUAACGGUGCCUGCUGCACCCGCAGCCUCGUCACCAGCAGCAGCAGCAGCAGCAGCGGCGGCGGCGGCGGCGGCAGCAGCAGCGGCAGCACUGCCACCGCUUACAUCACCUUCUGACAUGCACCCAGCACAGACGCAGCCAAGGAUGUUGAUUUCAGAGGAUGGCUCAGGCGCGCUUCAGGUGACGUCCCACUCCCUAUCAGCAGAUAAAGCAGAUUCCACCGUCGAGGCCCGCGAUUUUGGUCCUGGGAGUGGGACUUUUCAGCUCCCCGAGUCUGGUGGUGGAAAUGGUGCCAGUGCAAGCGCAGAAGCAGCCCUUUCUCAUCUUCAAAGGCAGCCGCAAGAGCAGGCUGGAGUUAGUGCUGGCCAUUUGUUUGCAUUCACCAAGGGUGCGACUUCAGCAGCAGGGGUAGGGGUGAGUAGGCAGCAGCGCACCGCCACACACGUGAGCCCUUUUUUGUCCGAGGAGGAUUUAAGGGAAGUGAGAGAGGCUGCUGGGACUGGGAUUGGUGGUUUGCUCAUGCAGAAACCAGGAGAAGGUCUUGCAGACCAUGGGCCAGCAGCAGCAGCAGCAUUGUCCAGCUUGUUGCAGCAGGGGGAUUUGAAAAGUCUUAUCGAGGCAUUGUCGCACGUGAAGGCGAGUGAUGAGCCAGGGCCAGGAGGCGAGGAAAGGGGCGUCAACUCUGCACAGUUCCCAAUAAGUAGGGUCAAUCCCAGUGCUGGGAAUGCCUUUGCACAAAUGAAAGGAAGCGGGAGGGACGGACAGUUGCCUACAGGCAGCUUUUUCUCUGGAAAUCAAGGUGGCUGUUACACUGCUGGUGCUGCAAUAGGUGGCGAGGGACUGGUUCGGUUCGCAUCUUUUGAUGUGGCAGGCGCGGUCCAGGACAGCAGUGAUUUGCUGCAGAAACAGAUUCAAGAGGCCAUGAAUCAACAAGAUAUGGAUGCCGCCCUGCUUGCUCUUGCGGGCUCUUCUGCUGCUGCAGAUUUUGCGGGCGACACUGCCAUGGGCGGGGAGGGUUCUAUCAGCUACAGCGGAAGCAAACAAGCUUCGCAUUCCCAGGCAAAUGGGCACAGUCAAAACUCAACAGGUCAAGGCCAUUCGCCUGGCAGUGGGAACGAUGACAAUGCACUGGCGAUGAUGGCACUGCUGAGAUCCAUGUCAGAAGCAGACGAUAUCGUGACACUAGAUGGGUGAUGAUGAUGGAGCCCAUCUUCGUCUGCUGCUGUGCUGACUCUGGAGUUUAGCAUGUGCGUCUGGCAGAUCAGAAGUUGUUUCCCUCCCUGUAUUUUAAAUUAAAAUACCUGUUGAGCCAUCUGCAAAAUGGUACAUUUUCAGUGGUGGAAAAUGUUGUAAAGCCAAUGG